UCUCCCUAGCAUACACUGUGUGUACAGAAGAAGAGGAGGGCUUCAGAAGCCCUCUAGAUUACACACAAACAUGCCAGAGUCCUUUCUGUAGAAAUGGAUUUUUUCCAAAAAGAAAAAGGGACUGGAUUCGUGCUGCCUAAAAUCCACAAGUAAAAUCUUUUUCCCCUAAAAGUUAAAAUCCCAAUAUUCAAUUGAAUUCCAGUUUCAGUUCAUUCUCUCUUCAUAAAAAAUGUUACAAAUCACUUACAAGUCAACAACCCCACUACUCAUAAAUAGGAGAGGUGUAGAGAUGCAGCAACCGGGACAGAUGUUCCCAGUUAUGUCUUCAUUUCCACCUGCUAGUAUUACUACCGAGCAGAUUCAGAAGUACCUUGAUGAGAACAAGAAAUUGAUCUUGGCAAUUAUAGACAAUCAAAAUCUUGGCAAACUUGUUGAAUGUGCCCAGUACCAGGCGCAACUUCAAAAGAAUUUGAUGCAUUUGGCUGCAAUCGCUGAUUCCCAACCGCAGACACCAGCAAUGCCUCCCCAGGAGCAACUUAACAAAGGACAAUGA
Messenger RNA from Olea europaea var. sylvestris, 553 nucleotides. RefSeq names its product GRF1-interacting factor 2-like. The transcript has 5 exons. Gene Ontology annotation, biological process: cell population proliferation; positive regulation of transcription by RNA polymerase II; leaf development. Gene Ontology annotation, cellular component: nucleus. Gene Ontology annotation, molecular function: transcription coactivator activity. Bases 230 to 553 code for a protein of 107 amino acids. Lineage: Eukaryota; Viridiplantae; Streptophyta; Magnoliopsida; Lamiales; Oleaceae. The record is from RefSeq and is a predicted model, not a curated record.